CUACCAGCUACAACUAAUCAAUAUGGGAGAGAGUCAAUUGCCACCAUUGGCACAAGCAACUGCUGGAGCUUGUGGAUCGCUGGUAAGCAAUACAGUCGUAUACCCGCUAGACCUGCUAUCAACUCGCCUGCAAACGCAAUCGAAAGGUAAAGAUGGUAAAGCGGGCUAUCAAUCCAUUUAUGGAGCAUUGCAGGAUAUCGUGAAAAAGAAUGGCGUUUCUGGAUUAUAUCAAGGAUGGGGAGCUGAUUCACUUUCCAAUGCUUUGAGUAAUUUCUUAUUCUUUUAUUUUCGUGGAUUUUUGGUGGAAAGGGUACGGGAAAGAAGGAUAUCAUCUUCGGGUACAUCUAGCAAAGCAAAUUCUGCUAAAUUUGCAUUGACGACUGCUGAAGAUUUGAUUGUGGGUAUGUUGGCAGGCGCUUUGAGUAGAUUUUUCACAACACCUUUGAGUAAUGUUACUGUACGUUUGCAAACGAGCGCAACUGCCAAGGAGAAAAAGGAGGAUGAGAAAGGUAAAGGCAAGCAAGUUGAGCCGAACGAUUCUGAGAGUGACGAUGAAGAUGAAUACGGAUCUGGACCUGGAAUUAUGGAAACGAUGCAGCAGAUCAGGAAAGAGAAGGGGAUCGCAGGAUUAUGGUCAGGCUAUGAAACUGCAGUCUUGCUGAGUAUCACGCCUGCUUUGACGUUUUCUUUAUCGCAUAUUAUCUCUCGUGCAACUUUACCCAAAUCUGCUCAAGCAAAACCGUCAAGUCUUCAAACAUUCUUGGUGAAUGCAGGUGGUAAUGCGUUGAGCACGGCUGCUUUGUUCCCUCUGAUUUUGAGUAAGACAAGAUUGCAGUGGAAGAGUCCAAGCGGAAAACGGGUUUACAGGAGUUUAGCAGAUGUUCUACGUAAAACGAUCAGAAGGAAUGGCGUCAAAGGCCUUUAUCAAGGAUUGGAAAGUCAAUUGCUCAAAGGACUUGUUUCGCAUGGAACGACUAUGGUUGUCAAACAACGUGUUGAAGCAUUGUUUAUUACCCUUUUCUUGGUCUUGACGCAAAAAAGUGGCCAAGAUCAGCUUGUCAAGUAA
Meira miltonrushii is the source of this 1066-nucleotide messenger RNA. RefSeq names its product mitochondrial carrier. The transcript is spliced from 2 exons. Bases 23 to 1066 code for a protein of 347 amino acids. The record is from RefSeq and is a predicted model, not a curated record. NCBI's taxonomy places the organism in Eukaryota, Fungi, Basidiomycota, Exobasidiomycetes, Exobasidiales, Brachybasidiaceae.